Messenger RNA from Penicillium hordei, 1068 nucleotides. RefSeq names its product MDR family NADPH-dependent oxidoreductase. Lineage: Eukaryota; Fungi; Ascomycota; Eurotiomycetes; Eurotiales; Aspergillaceae. Gene Ontology annotation, cellular component: mitochondrion. The record is from RefSeq and is a predicted model, not a curated record. Gene Ontology annotation, biological process: fatty acid metabolic process. Bases 1 to 1068 code for a protein of 355 amino acids. The transcript has a single exon. Gene Ontology annotation, molecular function: trans-2-enoyl-CoA reductase (NADPH) activity.
AUGGCCGAAUCUCUCGUCUUCAUCUAUGGCGCCCCCAAACCGAUCGACGGAAUUCAGCUCAUCACGCAGUCCAUACCCACUUAUGGGCCGGAAGAAGUCGUUGUUGAGUUCCUCGCGGCCCCUGUCAACCCAUUGGACUUUCUCGUUAUUCACGGAAAGUACCCUAUCAAGCCCAAGAGCAACAUCACGGGACAGGAUGGCAAGCAGUGGGCAAUUCCGGGCUCCGAUGGUGCAGCUCGCAUUAUCCAAGUCGGUUCUGCCGUCAGCAACUUGGCCGUUGAUGACCUCGUUAUUCUCCGAGCCCACUGCAAAGGCACGUGGAGAACGCAUGCAGUCUUCGUGGAAGAAGAUCUCAUCCGCAUUCCGUCUACUGUCAAGCCGCAUCUUGCGUCGAUUUUGCGCAUGGGCAUCGCCCCCGCCUAUUUCCUGCUGAGGGAAUACCACAACCUCGAUCCCGGAGACUGGAUCAUCCAGAACGCAGCCACCGGAACUAUCAGUCAUUUCGUCAGUCAACUAGCCCCGCUAUAUGGCAUCAAAGUCAUUAGCGUGAUCCGCGACCGACUCACGGCCGAUGAGCUAGAGCGCACUAAGCGCUCACUGCGCUCCCACGGUGCAUCCUUGGUCCUGACGGAAGAAGAGCUCCGUACCACCGAUGCCUUGACAGGAAAGAGAAUCGUGCUGGCAAUUGACUCUGUCUCGGAUGAUUCACUGGCCCGAAACAUGGCAGCAUCCCUCAUUCCAGGCGGCACGCUUGUAACGGCAGGAUUCCUCGGGACGGCUGAAUCUCGGGAGGGGAAUCUUCGUCAGUUCCUGUGGCAGUGUAAUAUUACGCUCAAAUCCUUCAGGCUAAGUGAUUGUCUCGGUCGGCGGGCCCCUCUACAGCAGGUGGCGCUUUUCGAGUGGUUUGCAGAAUUAUUGACUCAUGGGACCCUGAAAGCGCCAGCGCUAGAGUUUGUGACAUGGAAACGUGGCGCAAAGGGCCUGCAGAAAUCGCUCUUUGAUUCGAUUCAGCGGGCCCAUGACGAUGAGGCGAUCGGGGGUCGGAAGACCGUCUUCGUGUUCGAGUAA